This is a messenger RNA of Solanum tuberosum (potato), 1034 nucleotides long. Its product is annotated as glucan endo-1,3-beta-glucosidase 8-like. The record is from RefSeq and is a predicted model, not a curated record. Gene Ontology annotation, molecular function: hydrolase activity, hydrolyzing O-glycosyl compounds. Gene Ontology annotation, biological process: carbohydrate metabolic process. NCBI's taxonomy places the organism in Eukaryota, Viridiplantae, Streptophyta, Magnoliopsida, Solanales, Solanaceae. The transcript has 2 exons. The coding region runs from base 33 to 1019 and encodes 328 amino acids.
AACAAUUUAAUGGUACUAUCCGUUUCCUGAAUAUGACGAGAGUUGCCCUUGAUAAAUUCAACCUCCCAGAUAUCAAAGCAACAACUCCUCAUUUCACGGACGUCUUAACAAAUGUUAGCAAGCCAUCAGAAGGUGAUUUUCGAGAAGACAUAAAGGGGAAAAUGUUGGGAUUUCUUGAUAGCAUUAACAAAACUGGUGCCCCUUUCAUUAUCCAUAUGUUCCCAAUCUAUACGGUUUAUAGAUACGGAUUUGAUGUGGACUUUGCUUUCUUUGAUAAUAAAUCCAAGUUCAAAAUCGUAGAUGGAAAUAACACCUAUACUAAUCUCUUUACUUUCAUAUACGAUACACUUGUUUCUGCUCUAGCAAGGGCAGGUUAUGGUGAUAUGGAGAUUGUUGUCGGACAAAUUGGUUGGCCUACAGAUGGAUAUGUGAGUGCAAGUGAACAAAAUGCUGAAAGAUUUCAUCGCGGACUUCUUAAAUAUAUUGCUAAGAAGGAGGGAACUCCACUACGCCCAAAUAGAGAUAUAGAUAUGUAUCUCCUUGGCUUAACAGAUGAGAAUAUGGUUGUUACAGAUUAUGGACCUUAUCAACGACAUUGGGGUAUCUAUAAACACGAUGGUGUUCCCAAGUACAAAAUUGAUUUCACCCUGCAAGACCGAGAUGUCAAGCCUUCCAUUGCCAAAGGUACCGUGCGAAUGCCAAACAGAUGGUGUGUGUUUGAUGGUAAAACGGAUCACAACGAGACCCUAGUGUUGCAAGAUUACGACUUUGCCUGUGAGAAAUCAGACUGCACUGCAUUUGGCUCUGGUGCAACGUGUGAUCACCUCAGUUUCACAGAGAAGGUCUCUUAUGCAUAUAAUAUGCUUUACCAAAUGGGUAAUCAAGAUAUGCGGAAAUGCAAGUUAUUAGGAGCAAAGAUGACCACAAAUAAUCCUUCCACUCCAGACUGUGAUUUUCCAAUUGAGAUCUUAACUGCAGAGGUGGUGGAUGGUGGAUCUGGAUUAACCAAGAAAUACUAACCAAUAUAUACACAU